This is a messenger RNA of Platichthys flesus (European flounder), 2455 nucleotides long. RefSeq lists its product as uncharacterized. NCBI's taxonomy places the organism in Eukaryota, Metazoa, Chordata, Actinopteri, Pleuronectiformes, Pleuronectidae. Bases 1219 to 2304 code for a protein of 361 amino acids. The record is from RefSeq and is a predicted model, not a curated record. The transcript has 6 exons.
GUCUGCGGCCCACGCCAUCGCCUCCACGUCUGCGGCCCACGCCAUCGCCUCCACGUCUGCGGCCCACGCCAUCGCCUCCACGUCUGCGGCCCACGCCAUCGCCUCCACUUCGACAGCCCACGCCAUCCCCUCCACCUCUGCAGACACCGCAGUUGCCUCCACCUCCUCUGCCGUGCCCAAAACCACUGCCUGGCAGAGGAAGGUCCGGGAGGAACAGGAGCGGCGGCGAGCUGCGAUGGGCCUUCCCACGAAGAGCUGGAAGAAAAGGGAACAUUUUAUCUGUAAGCGCUGUGGCCAGCCAAAGACCCGGGAGUACGGCCACAGUCGCUACAGAUCCCAGCAUUUCUGCUCCCGUGCGGAGGGCCGCUCAGUAGAGGACUGGCUGGAGGAGAAAAGGGCAGAGGAGGUGGCACAGAGACAACAGGCCGCCGAAGCUGCCCUGGCUUCUCAGACCCCCUCCGGCCAGCAGGGAGGGCGGUAAAAUGCGUGCAGUUUAAAGACACCCACCCACCCAGCCAACCAACCAACCAACCAACCAACCAACCACAAGCCGCUGGUCCAAACGACCUGGCCGUAGGUGUCAGUGCUCACCGCAGGGGCCCCGUUUCCAACAUGAGACACACUGUCUGGCCAAUCAGAUCGCCAGCCAGCCAGCCAACCACAAGCCGCUGGUCCAAACGACCUGGCCGUAGGUGUCAGUGCUCACCGCAGGGGCCCCGUUUCCAACAUGAGACACACUGUCUGGCCAAUCAGAUCGCCAGCCAGCCAGCCAACCACAAGCCGCUGGUCCAAACGACCUGGCCGUAGGUGUCAGUGCUCACCGCAGGGGCCCCGUUUCCAACAUGAGACACACUGUCUGGCCAAUCAGAUCGCCAGCCAGCCAGCCAACCACAAGCCGCUGGUCCAAACGACCUGGCCGUAGGUGUCAGUGCUCACCGCAGGGGCCCCGUUUCCAACAUGAGACACACUGUCUGGCCUAUCAGAUCGCCAGCCAGCCAGCCAACCACGGGCUGCAGAUCCAAAGAACCUGGGCACAGGUGUCGGUGCUAACCGCAGGGGGCAGUUCCUGAGAGGAAACGCUCUCGCCGAUCAAAGCACAACCCAAGAAGGCUGCGAUUGGCCAGAGGAAGCUGCGUGACCUCUGCGGGCCGGCACAGCUAUAAAAGACAGCAGGUCGACGGAACAAAAAAGUGCAUUCGACAACUUGUGAUCGCGAGCAUGGAAAGGUCACCGUCUUCACCCUCUGCGGCAUCGGAGCCGUCCACCUCUGCCGGCCACGUCUCCGCCGCCGCUGCCGUGCCCAGUUCCACCGCCUGGUACAGAAAAAGGCAAGAUGAAAAGCAGCGGCGGGCAGAGGAGAUGGGCCUUCCAACAAAAACCCGCAAAACACGGCCGCAGUUUAUCUGCAAGCGCUGUGGCCGGCCAAAGACCCGGGAAAACGGCCACAGUCGCUACAGAGCCCAGCAUUUCUGCUCCCGUGCGGAGGGCCGCUCGGUUCAGGAGUGGCUGGAGGAGAAAAGGGCAGAGGAGGUGGCCAAGAGACAACAGGUCAGUGACCCGAUGCCACGCACGGCGCCCGACACGCUCCCCACUGCGCUGAUAAAGACCGAGGCGGACUCGUCGUCCUCAUCCAGCCCUGAGCCCUCGACUUCCUCCAUCCACAACCCCUCGUCUUCAUCCAGCCCUGAGCCCUCGACAUCCGCAAAGACAGGCAAUCCUCCCACUCGCUGCACCGUGUACAGGAGGAGGAUGAGGUCCAAGAAAGACCGGAAGGUCCUGAGCGGGGUCACCGUCAAGCCGGAGCAGCAGCUUGAUAAAUGCGACACCUGCAGCCUAUCCCGCCACCUGGACACGGGCCACGCUUUUUACAGGGGGGAGUUCUUCUGCGCUGGCAAUGAAGGGCCUGGCGGGAAGACUCCACAGGAGUGGCUGGACUCACGGGGCGAUGUGCCCCUCCCGCGCACCACCCUGUGGAGGAUGAAGAAGGCAAUGGAGCGGCCGAAGGAGGAGGAGGGAGAGAGAAAGCCGCGUAAGCAGCAUAAAGUGCGGACCUGCCAGCGCUGCGGGCAUUCUCCGCUCAAAGACUACGGCCACAGCCAGCUGAACCUGCGUCGAGGAAAGGUGUCCUACUGCGCUAUGCAGGACGGCAUAAGCGUGGACCUCUGGCUGGCGCGUCAACGGGCCAGGGAGAAGGAGGAGAAAAAGAAGGAGCAGAGGGAGGGAAGGCUGCGAGGAGAGGGAGAAGGAGAAGGAGAAGGAGCAGCAGCGGGAGGGAGGGAGUUCAAAGAGGAGGACACAGAAUGACAAGGGAGCUGCCCUGUGUGUCUGUGUGUGUGUGUGUGUGUGUGUGUGUGUGUGUGUGUGUGUGUGUGUGUGUGUGUGUGUGUGUGUGUGUGUGUGUGUGUUUUUGGUUUCACAAAUAAAAGUACUUAUUUCUUUACACUCUUGUCAGACU